AUGGCUCUGCUGAAGGUUCUGCUGCUGCUGCUGGGGCUGGGUGUUUCAAUGAACUCACAUGUUUCUCUGCACAAGAGAAUCAUUGGAGGUCAAAACUGUGAUGACGAAGAGCGUCUUUAUCAUGUUCGGCUGCAAAGCAACAAUGGUACUCAGGAGAUCCCUUGUGGAGGAUCUCUGAUCCACCCUGAGUGGAUCCUGACUGCAGCUCACUGCUGGAACUCUGGCAGGACUACCAUAGCAACUUUAGGAGUUCAUCCACGGACUGCUAUACAGGAGAAACAGAUAAUCCAACACAAUCCAGUUAUUUAUGUUGACCAAUCGCAUCAGCAGCAUGACAUCAUGUUGCUGAAGCUUCAGAGACCAGUAAGAAAUAUCCAUCCUGUUCGGCUACCAAGAUGCAAUAAUCGUAUUACGAUUGGUGCUACAGUUCAGCUGGCAGGAGAAGGAUCAACGAUAACCGGCCCCAAUAAUUUACGCUUACAAAGUGCUCCUCUUCCACCACAUCUUCAGUGUGUCGACAUGAAAGUUAGUGGUUUUGUCUUUAAGAAAACAUAUGGGCAUGUAUUCUUUGCUGAAGCACUGAACAAGGAUGUGAAUCUUGGUGACUCUGGUGGAGGAGUGGUGUUCAACAAGAAGAUUUAUGGUGUGAUUGCUGGCAGUGGAAAAGACUAUGCAUUCCAGAAUCCAGUUAUUAGCAUGGUUGUGUGUGAAUACAUGGAGUGGAUAAGCAAAACAAUUGGGCUUAAAUAA
Molecule: messenger RNA, 750 nt
Organism: Xiphophorus maculatus (southern platyfish)
Lineage: Eukaryota; Metazoa; Chordata; Actinopteri; Cyprinodontiformes; Poeciliidae
Product: snake venom serine protease BITS01A-like
Exons: 6
Coding region: 1-750 (249 amino acids)
Biological process (GO): proteolysis
Molecular function (GO): serine-type endopeptidase activity
Source: RefSeq, a predicted model, not a curated record